This is a messenger RNA of Anopheles aquasalis, 2053 nucleotides long. Its product is annotated as zinc finger protein 180-like. Gene Ontology annotation, molecular function: zinc ion binding. The record is from RefSeq and is a predicted model, not a curated record. Gene Ontology annotation, cellular component: nucleus. Lineage: Eukaryota; Metazoa; Arthropoda; Insecta; Diptera; Culicidae.
GUGGUUCGGUGUUUUGUGCAGAUACGGCCUUCCUACCAAGAAAUUCGUUAUGGCAGUGGACGGGGCCGUACUACAUCCGGCCAUGUGCCGAUUGUGUUUGCAGGCUGGUCCCGAAACAGCGACCGUUUCGAUUUUCAGCAUCGCGAAUGGAUUUGUCGUAGCACAGAUGGCACACGAUUGCUUGGGAAUCGAGAUCGUAAAGGAUGGAUCAGCGUACGAGAACGUUUGCUCACCGUGCAUCGUUUCGCUGGUGUCGAUGUACGAGCUGUACCUGAAGUAUCGCGAGUGCAACCGUGUAUUCUUGCAACUGCUUCAGGAGUCCCUAGAUCAGUUGGAACCUAGUCCGGUAGACAUGCAGUUCGAGGACCUCAUCGAAGAAGACUACAGUAUCGAUGAAGAUAUCGUAGAGAUUGUUGGAGUAGACGAACCAGAUACAGCUAGCAGUGGUAACGUGGGCCAAGUAUUUGAGGAUUCCGUUUACUACAUGCCAGAUUUCGGAGUGUACGUACGAUCGGAGGGAGUGAUCGAUGGCUUACCGAGUGAUUCGACAGCAGCAGAAACGGAGUGGGCCACACCCGUCCAACAGUCCACUGGGACACUGAUGGAAGAGCUAAAUGCUCAAGUUGCUCGAUUGGAUGGUCAGGAAAUGGCGAACGCAUGUUCGGCGCAGCAGAAUAUUCCAUCAGCCGUUACUAUGAGCCAUAACCCUUCGGUAACCGUGGCAACAGCUGAGCCGUCGUUGUGUGGAUCGCAACUUCCAGGAGACCAGCAAGAUCAAACAGAGGAUCAAACAUUCCAGGAACCAAAGCAUCACUGCUUCAUUUGCGAAACGAGCUUCCAAAACGACAUUGAGCUCGUCAAUCACUUUCCAGCACAUUUUUUGGACGUUCCACAAGACUGCCACCUGUGCGGGACUCACUAUCGGACGGUCAUGAAUCUCAAUCGUCACCUUGCCUAUCAUCAACCUGGACGGCCCUAUAAAUGUAACCUAUGCGAGCGACGUUUCUCCGAUAGUCAGGCAUUCGAGCGGCAUACGGCAGAGUUCCAUCACGCCCAGCAGCGUCCUGCCGUUUCGAUUUCCGAUGAUACCGAGCAGCAUUUGCUGGUGUGCGAUAUUUGCGGUAAACUGUAUGUCCUUGCGGAACCAUAUGAGCAGCACGUUCGCCAGCACGAGCAUGGCCAGCAACAGCAUCAGUGUAAACUCUGCGAACAAUCCUUUCCACGGAACAUCUAUCUGCUGUUUCACCUGGAAACGCACGCCAGAAUGCGACCGCAUCGUUGCCACUAUUGUUCGAUGCCGUUCGCAUCACUGUAUUUGAAGAACUUCCACGAGAAACGCCAUCCACCAGAAGGUUCCGAUGUACUGGCGCUGACGAAGGGUGAACGGGAAGCAGACCAACAGCCAUUAGCAUCCCGGCGUUGUCCACUCUGCUUGACGACGUGCCGGACGAAACAACGCCUACUCGCGCACAUCGAAACCUUCCAUCCAGCCGACACUCGUAUCCUGCUGCUCCAGUGUUCGUUUCGCGAUUGUCGGCUCAGGUUUCUAGAUCCGAGCGAGUUCCAGAGACAUAUUUCCGAUCAUCACGUUGACGAUCGCUUUCCCUGUACACACUGUGUUCGCGUUUUCAAAAGGCAACAUCUUCUCGUAACUCAUCUCACCACGGCGCACGGUAUAGAAGAGCGAAAAAUUUCCGUUCCGAACGAACAUACCAGCUGCAUCUGGUAACAGUGCAUUCCCAGAGCGAUGCUGGCAUGAACGAAAUUUAGAUUUUUCGAAGAAAACAUAAGUACAAGACUGAUCUUAAAUGAAGCCGUUGUUUCUUGGUUCAGUAUUUGUUUGCGAUUGACUGUGUGCGAAACGAAGAUUUCAAAUUGUUGUGGCUGAUAGAUUGAUUACUAUUGUCACCGAGCAAUUGAUAGGAUCUGAUAGCAUACUAUUUAUUUGUGCAUUUAAAAGAGUAAAAUGUUUAGGAAAAGUAUUUCUAAGAAAAGCAGAAUAUAAUAAACCAAAUGUAUUUAAAAGACGUCAGACGUUUUCGAUAGUUAAUAU